This is a messenger RNA of Mercurialis annua (annual mercury), 3754 nucleotides long. RefSeq names its product disease resistance protein RUN1-like. Gene Ontology annotation, biological process: defense response; signal transduction. The record is from RefSeq and is a predicted model, not a curated record. Lineage: Eukaryota; Viridiplantae; Streptophyta; Magnoliopsida; Malpighiales; Euphorbiaceae. The transcript is spliced from 5 exons. Bases 139 to 3600 code for a protein of 1153 amino acids. Gene Ontology annotation, molecular function: protein binding; ADP binding.
CUCACGCGUUUAAAUAAAAUAAUUUUAACAUUCUUGUCUUGUCUUCUUCUGAUAUUGUUCUUUCUUGGGUUCCAUUUUCAUCAACCUUCCGCAUUUCUUUCUUAUCUUAAAAUUAACUAGUUUGACAUAGUUAUUCUAAUGGCUGCUUCAACAUCAUCAUCUGAAUACGCUUACCAUGUCUAUUUAAGCUUUUGUAGUAAUGAUACUGGCAAGAAUUUCAGCGACCAUCUUUAUGCUGCUUUAGAGCAGUCAGGGAUUCACACAUUCAGAUGUGAUUAUGGGAUUGAGAGUGGAGAGAUUAAUGAUGCUGAGUGUCAAAAAGCAAUGCAAAAUUCGAAAAUAUGUUUAGUUGUGUUUUCAAAAUGUUACGCCUUUUCGGUAAGGUGUCUUGAGGAACUUGUAACCAUGAUGGAGCUGAAGGAAACUGGAGCUGCUGUUAUUCCUGUUUUUUAUGAUGCAGAUCCUGACCAAGUGUGGGAUCAGUCUGGGAGCUAUGCUGAAGCAUUUGCUAGGCAUGAGACGACGGAGGAGACGAAAAAGGUCGAGAAAUGGAAAGCAUUGCUCAGAGAGAUUACGAAUUCGAGUGGGAUGAACUUGGACCAAAGGCAUGAGGCAGAAUUUAUCCAAUAUGUUGUCGAAAUAGUUCAGGACAGGCUGGAUCAAUAUGUUUUACUGCCUGUUCCGUCCUAUGUAGUUGGGAUAGAAUCUCGUGUAAGAGGUAUUAAUUUAUGGUUACGAAAUGGAUCGCCUGAUCCUUCCAUAGCAGUAAUCUAUGGCAUUGGUGGUGUUGGAAAGACAACUAUUGCUAAGACGGUUUAUAAUCUAAAUUUACAUAGAUUUGAAGGCAGUUGCUUUCUUGCAAAUGUCAGAGAAGCUUCAAAACAACCUGAUGGUAUUAUCCGCUUGCAAAAGCAACUUGUCAAAAAGUUUCUAAAUAUAAAGAAAAACAAAAUAGAUUAUGUAGAUGCAGGUAGUGUUAAGGCCAAUGAUGCGGUAAGCUGCAAAAAAGUUCUUAUUGUUCUUGAUGAUGUGGAUCAACCGGAUCAGUUGGAGGCAAUUAUGGGAACAUGGGACUCGCUUAAGAAGGGGAGUAGAAUGAUCAUAACAACUAGACAUGAGCGGCUUCUCGAUCCUCAUGAGAUUCACAAGAAGUUCAGAGUUAAAGAAUUGGAUGAUAACGAGUCACUUCAGCUCUUCAGUUGGCAUGCAUUUCGACAAAAUCAUCCUAUCGAAGGCUAUGAAGAGCAUUUAGAGACUGUAAUAAGGUACUGCUGUGGGGUUCCAUUAGCUCUUGAAGCUAUGGGUUCUUAUCUUUCUGUCAAAUUCGCAGAUGAAUGGGAAAGCGAAUUAGAGAAGUUUAAAGCAAUUCCACACAGCAAAAUUCAAAAGAAUCUCAAAAUAAGUUAUGACUCUAUACAAGAAGAUCACUAUAGAAAAAUAUUUCUUCACAUAGCCUGCUUCUUCAUCGGAAGAGAUGCAGAUUAUGCAGUUAAAAUUCUUGAUGGUUGCGAGUUCCAUACAAAAGUUGGAAUAGACGAUCUCAUUGAUCGAAAUCUUCUUGAAAUCAACAAGGAUAACAAACUGAUGAUGCAUCCUUUGCUUAGAGACAUGGGAAGGGAAAUUAUUCGUCAAGAAUCGCCUGAUCAUCCUGGCUCGCGUAGCCGAGUCUGGCAUCACGAGGAGGCAUUGACUGUCUUAAGAGAAAAAAUUCAGGGUACAGAAGCUAUUGCAGGCCUCGCUCUCGACUUGCAUAUAGUUAUGCAAGAGCAAGAGCAUGGGAUUUCCUGUAUAAAUUGUGCAAAGCGAAAAUAUUAUGAAGACCUGAUUUCCAGAUACAGGGAAAACCAACGUUUUCUUGGUUUCUUCACCCGAAAACCUGCUGAGGUGAACCUGCUACCUUCAUUUCCCUUCUCAAAUGUAGUUAUCGAUGCAAAGGCGUUUGCGAAGAUGCGUAAACUGAAACUGCUCCAACUCAAUUAUGUAAAAGUAAAUGGAGGAUUUGAACAUUUUCCUAAAUAUUUAGUAUGGUUAUGUUGGCACGGGUUCCCUUUGAAAUUUAUACCAUCCAAUUUAUGCUUGGAGGAUCUUGUUGUUCUUGAUAUGCGCUAUAGCAAUCUAAAACAUGCUUGGUAUGGAGCCAAGGUUCUACUGCAACUGAAAGUUCUUAAUCUCAGUCAUUCCUACGACCUUGUCAGCACCCCUGACUUCUCAGGGCUGCCUAACCUCGAAAGCUUGAAGCUAAAAAGCUGCCUAAAUUUGGUUGAGGUUCAUGAAUCUAUUGGCAACCUCAAGAAGCUUGUUUACUUAAACUUGAAAGACUGCAAAAGGCUUAUGAAAUUUCCAAGAAGAAUAAUAAUGUUGAAAUCGCUCGAGGAGCUUAUUCUUUCUGGUUGCUCACAGCUUGAUAAGCUCCCUAAUGAACUUACGGAAAUGGAAUCACUUAAGGUGCUUCAUUUAGAUGGCAUAACACAAUUUACAACUAAAUCACAGGAAUCAAUCUUCUGGUCAUGGUUGGCACUAAGGCAAGGCAUUGAGUCCUCUUUUGCACUGAGUUUGAUACCUCAAUCCUUAGAACGCCUUAGUCUUGCGGAUUGUAAUCUAUCAGAUGAUGCUGUUGCCGAUGAACUUGGUUACUUCUCCUCCUUGAAACAUUUAAAUUUAAGUGGAAACUCAAUUUCUUGCUUACCUGAAACCAGUAACCGCCUUGUUGAACUCGAGUCUCUCGUAUUAGAUAACUGCAAAAAUCUGCAGUCACUUUCGGAACUUCCAACAAGUCUGAGGCGAUUGAGUGCAGAAAAAUGCACGUCGCUAGAAAGAAUUGCAAAUCUACCAAACUUGAUGAGAUCAUUAUUGUUAAACCUUGCUGGUUGUGAAAAGUUAGUUGAGGUUCAAGGCUUAUUCAAGUUAGAAUCAUUAAAUGAUCACUACAAGGUUUUGGGCAGUAAGUUGGAGUUGUUCCACUUAGAACCUGAGGAGGUUAAAGUCGAAAUGGCUAAUGUCAUUACAACGACAUCAAGGAUUUCUCCUCCGCAGGUCUUACGUGAAUGCGGUGUAUAUAGCAUUUUUAUUCCAGGGAGUGAGGUUCCAAGCUGGUACAGCUCUCGAAGUGAGAGGUCAUCGGCUUCUUUUACCGCAUCUCAAGGCUGCAAGGUCAUUGGUUUAAACAUAUGCACCGAGUACACAUGCAAUGAUCUAAGAAAUGGAUAUGGUGAUCAACAUUACCUUAAGAUCUGGAAUAAAACCAAGGAUCUAAAAUUGACCUACAGUCCAACAUUUUACGGAAUUCCUGAAAAGGACGAGAGAAUGCAAUGGUACAGCCAUAUCAAGUUAAGAGAUGAGGUGGACGGUGGGGAUGAACUAAACGUUUCCGUCAUUUUGUCAACUGGUUAUGAUGUGAAACAGUUUGGCAUUCAUCUUGUGUAUGAACAGAGAAAAGAUGAGUCAGAACUUGACAGUGAAGAAACAGAGGACCAUGUGGAGAUGUAUAGGAUAGGAAGGGGUGAAUUUUUUCUUUGCAAUCAUGGUUUUCUGAUCCAUCAAGCAUUAACAGAAGGUGGUUGUGAUAGUUUGAGGCAGUACAGUUAUUUAUUUGAGCAAUAAGCAGAAACUGGAUACAUCCAAUUCAUUUUGUUGAAAAUGUAGGGAAAUUUUAGGAUAUAGUUUCUGAUAGUUAUGCAAUAAAGCUGAUACAAUAAAUAAAUACAUUUUGAAAGAUAUAAUAUUGGGAGCUUUUCUGAAAAAAAUUCUGAUUUAA